This is a messenger RNA of Closterium sp. NIES-67, 2362 nucleotides long. Lineage: Eukaryota; Viridiplantae; Streptophyta; Zygnematophyceae; Desmidiales; Closteriaceae. The record is from the annotation of a GenBank genome assembly.
AUUUGAGAUCGCCAGCCCCAACAAGAGACGAAAAUCAUUUUUGGGGCAUACAAGCCUUGCUCCCAACCCAACCCAGACCUUCAAGCCCAAGUGCAUACGUAAUUCGUCAUCUGCAGCCAGGUCAUAUUUCCAUUUUUCUGUCCAACGCCUCGCACCACACUCGUGAAUCUCACCAAAUCCAUUCAAGUGUCUCCGCCUGUCCGCCAUGGCGGCCCUCGCUGCGGUCAGCUUCGCGUCCUUCGCGGGCCUUCGCGCCCUCCCCGCCUCCCACGGCGAGACACGCGGCGCAUCCACCACCCUUUGCGUCCCUUCACCCCAGGGGAGAGGCUCACAGCGACCCGGCAGCGGCAGCGGCACGUGCGGUGUGCGCGCGGAUGCGCGAAGGCGGUUGGGACGGCGGGCGGGGGAGGAGGACGAGGGGGCGGGUAUCGGCGCGCUGGUGCCCGUGAGCCCCGCCGACGACGUGGUUCAGACCGGCGCGUCCGGCAGACGCGCUAGCGGCUACUACUCGUACCAGGGCCAGCGCGCGGCGGCGGAGGAGGCGGCGUUCGUGCGCGACAUGGAGGCGGCGGCGGCGGCAGCGGCGGCGCAGCAGACGGAGCGGCAGGUGCUGAUGGACUCGGACGUGGCGGCCACGCAGCAGUCCACGUACCAACGCAAGACCAAGAUCGUCUGCACCAUCGGCCCCACCAGCAACACGCGCGAGAUGCUGUGGAAGCUGGCGGAGACGGGCAUGAACGUGGUGCGCCUCAACAUGAGCCACGGCGACCACGCCUCGCACCGCCGCGUCGUCGACCUCGUGCGCGAGUAUAACAAGGGCCAGGCCAGCCAGGGCGCCGGCAACGUGCUCGCCAUCAUGCUGGACACCAAGGGCCCCGAGGUGCGCAGUGGCGACCUGCCGCAGCCGAUAGAGCUGGAGCGCGGGGAGGGCUUCACCUUCACCAUCCGCCGCGGUGUCGGCACAGACCGCACCGUCAGCGUCAACUAUGAUGGCUUUAUCGAUGACGUGGACGUCGAUGACAUCAUCCUCGUGGAUGGUGGCAUGAUGUCGUUCCAGGUGAAGAGCAAGACGGCGGAGGACGUGGUGUGCGAGGUGGUGGACGGGGGCGAGCUCAAGUCGCGCCGCCACCUCAACGUGCGCGGCAAGUCCGCCACGCUGCCCUCCAUCACCGACAAGGACUGGGAGGACAUCCGGUUCGGCGUGGAGAACAAGGUGGACUACUACGCGCUCUCCUUCGUCAAGGACGCGCAGGUGGUGCUGCAGCUCAAGGAGUACCUCAAGGGCCAGGGAGCGGACAUCGGCGUGAUCGCCAAGAUCGAGAGCGCUGACUCUGUGCCCAACCUGCAUGCCAUCCUCGAGGCCUCCGAUGGGGCCAUGGUGGCCCGCGGUGACCUGGGAGCAGAGCUGCCGGUGGAGGAGGUGCCGCUGCUGCAGGGCGAGAUCAUCCGAGUGUGCCGUGCUUUGGGCAAGCCGGUGAUCGUGGCUACCAACAUGCUCGAGUCCAUGAUCAACCACCCCACACCCACCCGUGCCGAGGUGUCGGACAUUGCAAUCGCGGUGAGGGAGGGCACGGACGCCAUCAUGCUGUCGGGGGAGACGGCCCACGGCAAGUUCCCCCUGAAGGCGGUGCGGGUGAUGCACACAGUGGCGGUGCGCACUGAGGCGACCAUGGCCGUGCCCAACACGCCCGCCAACCUUGGCAGAGCAUUCAAGCGGCACACGAGUGAGAUGUUUGCGUUUCACGCCACCAUGAUGGCCAACACGCUGGGCGCGUCCGUGCUCGUCUUCACCCGCUCGGGCUUCAUGGCCAUGCUGCUCUCGCACUACCGCCCCGCCGGCAUCACCUAUGCCUUCACCAACGACAAGCGCGUGCAGCAGCACCUGGCGCUGUACCACGGGGUGAGGGCGCUCUACAUGCCCUUUUCCGCCGACGCUGAGGACACCUUCAAUGAGGCGCUGCGCAUCCUGCUGAAGCGCGGCAUGGUGCAGCCGGGCGAGGACGUGGCGCUGGUGCAGAGCGGGCGGCAGCCCAUCUGGCGCUCCGAGUCCACGCACCACAUCCAAGUGCGCCGCGUGGCGCACAUCAACUGAACAGCCAAGGGGCAGCCGGCUCCAUGUCUACCGUAGGUUAGGGCCCGCCCAUGCAACAUGGGAAUGCGCCCCAAAGGAUUUGCUCGUGCAGAGCAAUGUGGGAGCCACAGCUUCUGAAGUCACAUUGAUAGGGAUUGCGGGAAUGCUGAUUGGGUAGUAGGCUGUGUAUAGGUGAUGAAUGCAAUAUGUGGCUAGAGGAGAACUGAAGUGUUCACUGCUUGCACCAGCAGAUCAUCGCACGUGCAUGCGAUCAUGAGAUCAAACUGUUGU